AAAGAAAAGCACCUUAGAAUACGGACAGCAACAAAUAGCCCUGCCACAAAAUCUGACGGCAUCCCAUUAAUAGCUUUACUUUUCUUCUAAAUUAUUUUCUCGAGAAAAUUCUGAAAAUUUUAAUCAUUUCCGUCCGGAAACUCACUCUCGUCACCGGUCUCCUUUAGAUUUCCCAAUCUUAGCCCCUACUCAGUUCAUCAGAAAUGCAAAACCCUCGGAUUUUUCUUCAGCUGUGGAGUUAAUGUGAGACUGAUACCUUUUGGGAACAUCCUUGAGAUUGGAAACCUAAGACUCCUUGAAAUCCUAAAUAGGGAUUUUGUCGGUGUCUAAAAUGGAUGACGCUCAGAACCCUUGUGAUAAAACCCUAGAAGAAGUUUAUGGGUUGUCAGUUUUGAGUGAGAAGUGUUCUGGGCUAGUUUCAGAUUCUGAGGUAUCAGUUACAGCAAAUGGUGCUGAUUGUGAUACUAAUGCUAAAGGUAUGGCAGUGGGCAAUGUGGAAGUUGCGGUCGAUAUUGAAAAAGGAAUCAAAGGUAUUGAAGAUGCUGCUGCAGAAAGUUGGUUCAAAGAAGAUUGCUUGGAAUCUGAUUUUGAGGGAGAAAGUGUAGUGGUACCAAAUAGCACUGGAAUAGAAAAUGAGGAUGUAUCAGUUCCAGAAGGGGGUUUAGCAGUCAAUGAGAGCAACGAGAUCGUGAUCGAAAAUGUUUUAAUGGAGGAGGGUAGAAAAGAAGGAAAGGCAACACAACUGGAUGGGGUGGAAUCAGCUAGGAAGAUAGAAGUUUCUGGAAAUAUUUCUUUAUUUGUUGAAGUUUUCGGUCCGAUAAAUGGAAUUAUACAAAGUGAUGAAGCAAAGCCUGGGGAACAAGUGCUGCAAGGGGGUUGUUUUGGUCAAGAAAACUCGUGCAAAAGAGACAGGGUUUUGUUGUAUGAUAAUGGGAAAAACCCGAGUGCCAAUAUUUCUGAAAUUCAUGUGAUGAAAAACUUCUCCAUGGAUGGGGAAGCAAAGGGAGGGAAUGAAGGGGAGGAAGAGGCUAUUGCUAAUAAAAAAUGCAAGUUCUCAAUAGGUGAUAUUGUAUGGGUUGAAACCAAAACUCAGUCUUGGUGGCCUGGAGUGAUUUAUGAUUCUUCAGAUGCAUCAAAGGAUGCUGCAAAGUCCGACCAGAGGGACUGCCUCCCAGUUAGAUGCUUUGGAAAUGGUGGUUCUUUGUGGUGCUCCCCAUCUCAGUUGAAGCCCUUCAUUGAGAACUUUGAACAGAUUUCGAGGCAAAUCAGCUCUAGAAUCUUCCUUGGUGCGGUAGAGAAGGCGGUGGAUGAGAUUGGUCGACGUGUAAAAUUGGAGAUGUCUUGUUCUUGUAUGUUGAAAGAAAGUCAAACCACGCUUGGAAAUGCUGGAACAGAGGAAGGUGAGUUAAUUCGAGACUGCCAAACUGGUUUACUCAAUGGAAAUAUGGUUACUCAGUUUGAACCUAAAAAUUUUCUUGCAUAUGUAAGAUCUCUUGCCCAGCAUAUAUCUAUGCCUGGUAUGCUUGAGUUUACUGUCAUCCAAAAUCAUUUGUCAGCCUUCCUUCAAGCUGUAGGGCAUUGCCAGCUGCCUAUAAGUCAACUGUGCAGUUCAACUGAUGCUAAAGACAGUGACGAAGAUGGGUUUGGCAGAUCUUCCCAGUUUGCAUCAGGGAAGCAAUCUGAGAGUUCAACGGAUACAGUCUUAGAGCAGAAGCAUGAAGACCUAACUAAGCUUUCUGGUGAGGAGAAGGAUGUUUUGCCGGAGAAAUGUGGGAGUGAUGUUACCGAAGAGGGGACUAACUCAAGUGAACCAGCGUUAAAAUCUAGGAACAGAGCAAGGAACAAGGAUGCUAAAUCUAGACGCGGAAGUGAUGAAGCUGCAGAUCUUAAUGUCUGUAAAUUGGCUUCUCCAUCUGCGGAGGAGAUGACCAGCCUCUCAGUAUCUCCAACAAAAGCAGAGAGCAAAUUCAGUGUAGAAAAUGGUGAUGGGGGAAUUGAAGGGAAGUCUGAAAAGGGCUGCUAUGAAUCAAGAGAAAGAAAAAAGAGCAAGUAUUUGUCACCUCCAUAUGUAAAACUAAAAUGGGGUCGCAAAGGCUCUCCCAUUCCAGAAGAAGAUGAAACGGAAGACUGCAAGGAAGUUUCUCAUUCAGGACUGGCCAAGAUUGGCACUGCUGGCCAGUCUAUGAGGUCCCCUCCAAUUGUCAAGUGUAGUGGCGAGAAGUUACAGAAGAAGUCGUCCAGGAAAGCCAUUUCUGGGCAUAAUACAUCUGAUAAAAUUAAGAGAAUCAGUACGUCUUCGGCUGAAAUGCUCUCUGAACUUCGUUUUGCUGCUUUGGAUUGCCUCUAUCCUAAUGAAAACAGAGAAUUUGCUUCAGUUGAGAUAUUUUUUAAUGGGUUCAGAAGAUUGUCGUUUCAUAGUGAUCCUUACUAUGAAAUGGAAAAGCAUACGGUUGAUCAGAAAUCUAACAAUGAGAUUCAUAUUCGCCAGACCUUAUGUGGAGGUGAAGUUCGGGAGGGGAGGGGAAAAGAAAUGGAAGAAGCAACUGUUGAACAUUGGAGAACCGAACUUUCCACUGGUGCAUCAGAUGUGAAUAAAAAUGCUAACUAUCCUGGUGCAGUAGGAAAAGAUCCUCGGGAGAUCAGCAACCCCUUAUCAGUUGGUAAACUGAAAAGGAGGGUGAAAAGGAAGAAGGGAGAAUCAGCCGUGGGUUUGCAGACUAACUCUACUCCUGGCUUAGCAGAUAUGAACAAGAACAUUACUACAAGUGGCUCGGUGGUAAUAGAUUUCCAGGCGAUGAACUGUCUUGCUCCCCAAAGUACACCAACACUGAAGAAGAGAAAGAAGAAAGCUGGAGUGAUUCCAGAGCUUCUGCAGGAUAAUAAAAUGCCUAGCAGGCUGGAUUUGAAUGGAAACAGUCCAAUACCAAGCUCUUUGGCAGAAAAUUCACAGGUCAUGGGUCCCAUUGCACCUCAAGAUAAACUUAAGCCAAAGAAGAAAAAAAGGAAGGAUGGAACUGCUUCAGUGCGUUCUAGGACUAAAAGUAUUUUUCACUUAUCAGAUAUCAGAAACCAAACAACACUUGGCUUGUUAAAAGAUGUGCCAGUGAUUGGUUCAUAUUCACUCCAAGGUGUCCCUGAGCUGAUUAAUACGGAGGGGAUGGAAGGAGCCGCUUCACUGCAUCAGAAUACUGAACUUAGGGCUAGCCAACCAGCCACUUCACUGCAUCAGAAUACUGAACUUACGGCUAGCCAACCAGCCGCUUCACUGCAUCAGAAUACUGAACUUACGGCUAGCCAACCAGCUGCAUCACUGCAUCUGAAUACUGACCUUACGGCUAGCCUACCGGCUGCUUCACUGCAUCUGAACAGUGAACUUGUGGCUAGCCAACCAGAUGUUAAUGUGAAGAAUGCUGAAAGCAGCUCUUUGGUGAAUGAUCCAAAACUAUUUGGCCUUCUCUCUCCUGGUGCCAAGCCUGAGCCUAAGAAGCGAAAGAGAAAGGAGAAAACAUCAUUAGACUCUCUGAAGACUAAAGUUUCUUCUGCCAUACCAGAUUUGAAUGGGAAUGCUACUGAUCCCAAUUUAUUAGGGAAAGAUUUGCCAGAGCUGAACUCCAUCACAGCCAAUGGUAAACCCCAGCGUAAGAGGAGAAGGAGAAAUAAACCUUUUUCUGGGGUACCAGAUAUCAGUGUUAAUAAUUAUAAUGUGCAGACUAUUGGAGAAUCUUUGGGGACCAUUCUUCUCCUGAAGUUUGCCCCGGGAUCUCCAAUGCCAACAAAAGCAGCUCUUCUUGCAACAUUUGGCGGUUUUGGGCCGUUGAAGGAAUCAGAAACACAGGUUUUGAAUGAUUCUGUUAGUGCCCAGGUUGUCUUCAUAAAGAGUGCUGAUGCUGGAGAAGCCUUUCGGAGUUUAGAAAAGAGUAGCCCUUUUGGACCAGCCCUUGUCAGCUACCGACUUCAUAAAGAUUUGGAAUCAGAUACUAAUUCGCCUCUGGCCUUGCAGCCCAUUGAGGGAUUCAAGUCCCCAGCAAAGCCAUCUAGUUUGAAACCUCACCAAGGCGAGGCACCUGACCUUUUCCUUAUAAAACAGAAUCUUCAGAUGAUGACGUCAAUGCUGGAGAAGGCAGGCGAUAAUCUUUCGCCAGAGAUGAGAACCAAUUUGGAGAAUGAGAUUAAGGGCCUCCUGAAGAAGGUGAGCACCAUGGUCGGUCCGUCUUCCUCCUCUUAGUUCCAUAUGUUGUUAUCUAUGAAUCUUUCUGUUUAGGCUGCCUGUAAUGUUAACUUUUUGGUAGACUCGGGUUGUUUCGAGUCCCUGCUCUUUUUCUUGUAUCAGCUGACAUUCUCUCUCUUCUUGUGUUCCAAAUGUUGAUGUAGAACUGGGAACCUUUGUAGUUAAUUGCUUUUGAGAGGGCAUAACGAGCAAUGUGUUUGAUUAGGAGCUACAUGUAUUUUUACCAAUUGCAAUUGAGCCAAGAUUAAUCAGUUUGGCUUUGCCAGUCUGAUAAAUUAUUGCUGGUUUAACAAA
Cornus florida is the source of this 4522-nucleotide messenger RNA. Its product is annotated as serine/threonine-protein kinase ATM. The coding region runs from base 332 to 4225 and encodes 1297 amino acids. The record is from RefSeq and is a predicted model, not a curated record. Lineage: Eukaryota; Viridiplantae; Streptophyta; Magnoliopsida; Cornales; Cornaceae. The transcript has 2 exons.